Molecule: messenger RNA, 773 nt
Organism: Anolis carolinensis (green anole)
Lineage: Eukaryota; Metazoa; Chordata; Lepidosauria; Squamata; Anolidae
Product: eotaxin-like
Exons: 3
Coding region: 191-469 (92 amino acids)
Biological process (GO): immune response
Cellular component (GO): extracellular region
Molecular function (GO): chemokine activity
Source: RefSeq, a predicted model, not a curated record
UGGCCUUUGGUGCUUCCCUUAAAAUCCCCGUCGCCCUCGGAGUAAAAUAACAGGAAUAUCCCUGGGAAUUUCAACCGGGGCCGGUGGGAGUCAAGGGCAGAGUAUAUUAAGCGCACGGUCUGGUCUCUAUGCUCAACAUUUCCAGUGAGAAGACAAGACAAGGCGCACACCUUUCCCAAAGGCUCCGAGCAUGGCCGGGCUGAAAACCGCUCUCUUCUUGGCUCUUCUCCUGACUCUCUUUUACCAACAGGUUGCAGCCGUGUGCCCCAGCUGCCCCAAGGAGUGCUGCUUUGCCGUCCGGAAGGGGAGGCCCCUUCGCGCCAACAUCAUGGCCUCCUACUAUCGGACCACCAGCGACUGCUACCUAAACGCUCUCGUGCUUGUUUUGAAGAGCGGCAAACGCAUCUGCGUCAACCCCAAAAGCCCUUGGGUCAAAGGCGUCAUUGGGAGGUUGCCGGAGAAGAAAUGAGAAGAGCUUCGGAGAGAUCAGAAUCAAUGCAUUUCCUGGUAUAAUGGAAGAUUCUCAAUGACUCUUGUCCUUCAACCAGCUUCUUCGCAUAUGUUUUUAGAUCCGAAACAAGAGCCAACGUUUCCCAAACUCUGGCUUCCCCAAUGUUUUGGACUUCAGGUCCCAGCAUCCCUGGCUAUAAAUCAAGGCAGCGGAGGCUUCCGACUCGAGUUUGGGUUCAACUGAUUUAGGCAUGGAUGUCACCUGUUUUGUGUCUCAUCUGCAGAAGAAACAUAAGAUUAAAGAAUAAUAAUUUAAUGACAUA